Messenger RNA from Arachis ipaensis, 693 nucleotides. Lineage: Eukaryota; Viridiplantae; Streptophyta; Magnoliopsida; Fabales; Fabaceae. The record is from RefSeq and is a predicted model, not a curated record.
AAAUCCGACAGUAAAUAAUUACCAGCGACGUUUAUCUAUCAGAUUUUUUGGAGGAUUCCAUUGGUAAUUCCGGUGGUUUUCGACUUUUUUUUUUGUUGUGCCGGUUGUCGUCAAAUCUUCAGCGGGCCAUGCACCUCCCCCUACGUACCCCCCAUAAUUUUUCAGAAUUUCAUGCAAAUUUUCAUCAAUUUUGCAACACAAUUGCACAUUAUUGAUCAAAUAAUUCUUCGGCCUCAUGUGGAGCAAGAACCCUCAGCGGCAUCGGCAUCCUUCAUGGGUAGCGUCCUUCAAUGGCUUCUUCAAUUGAUGAAGGAGAUUGCAGUUUUAGUGCUUUAUGCAAUGCGUCUGUGAAUUAUCAUUCUCUUGAAGAAGAUUCUGAGUCCGUGAAUCUUCUUCCUCUUGAACACAUUCAUGAGAUGGACAGUGAGGAAUGGAGGAACAACGACAAUUGGCAACCGUGGGUUGUACCAACUAUGAACACGGCGCUGUUGAAGCUCGAUAAUGGUGACUCUAUGACUGAGAUGACCUGCAUGAGAGGGUGGCACACGGGAAUGCAGCAUAGGCGGAGGCAGCAUUUCCCUUGGGGAAGAAAGAUGUGAGAGAGGGAAGUGAAGUGGUGAGGGUUUUAGAUUUUUAUUUUUCUUUAUUGGAACAAUAAAAGUGAAUUUUUGGAGUGAAUUAAAUGUUUUUGAC